Octopus sinensis (East Asian common octopus) is the source of this 3321-nucleotide messenger RNA. RefSeq names its product cytosolic purine 5'-nucleotidase. Lineage: Eukaryota; Metazoa; Mollusca; Cephalopoda; Octopoda; Octopodidae. Bases 256 to 1941 code for a protein of 561 amino acids. The record is from RefSeq and is a predicted model, not a curated record. Gene Ontology annotation, molecular function: 5'-nucleotidase activity. The transcript is spliced from 18 exons.
UAUAAGAGAGUGAGAGAGUGGGAAAUGUAGACACAUCACCAAGAGAUUGUGAACACAGACAGACUGUAGAGAAAUUCUCUGACUCAGGAAUUUUUUUUUCGUUGGAUAAAAAACAGACGAUUAAACACUCCAACUAGUUUCAUUUUCGGACCAUUUUUGCCAAACUCCUGAAACGUCAUUAGAACACAAGAAAAGUUUAAAGUUUCAGGCUGGAAACAAAGAAACCACUGACAGAAUAUAUAUACAGCUUCCACUAUGUCUGCUGCUAAACCUAACAGUAUAGACACGAAUGCUGGCAAUAUGAACGACUCACAGAAAAAGGUAAAAUACCGCCGGAACCCUGAUAAAAGAAUAUUCGUCAACCGAAGUCUGAAUUUGAACAAGAUCAAGUUCUUUGGAUUUGAUAUGGACUACACAUUGGCAGUGUACAAGUCUCCAGACUACGAAACUCUGUGUUUUGAAGAACUUAAGGAAAGACUUAUUAACAUUGGUUACCCUAAAGCAAUCAAAGACUUUAAAUAUGACCCAUCGUUUCCCGUCAGAGGUUUGUGGUUUGAUAAAAUCUAUGGUAACCUGCUAAAAGUAGACAGUUAUGGAAAUAUUCUGAUCUGUGUUCAUGGCCUCAAAAUUAUGAAACAAAAUGAAAUUGCACGUCUCUAUCCCAACAAAUUUUUACAACUCAAUGACAACCGGUGCUACGUUCUUAACACAUUGUUUAAUUUACCAGAAACUUACAUGCUGGCCUGUAUCGUCGAUUACUUCUCACACCGGAAAGACUAUGAAAAGACGGACACAGGGGUGAAAGCUGAAUAUCUAUAUAUACCUUAUACAUCAAUCUUCCAAGAUGUCAGAGCUUCCAUUGACUGGGUAUAUCUUCAGAGUAAUGUAAAGGAUGAAACUGUCAAAGAUAUAGAAAAAUACAUUGAGCGCAAUGACAGGUUACCUGUCCUACUUGAGCGGAUUCAAGAAUACGGUGCCCAAAACUUGCUCAUCACCAACAGUAACUUUUCAUACACAGACAAAAUUAUGAAAUAUUUACUGGAACCAGUAAAUGAGACAAAGAAACCUGUCAAGAAAUGGACAGAAUAUUUUGACUAUGUUGUUGUGGAUGCCAAAAAGCCAGGGUUCUUCAAAGACGGUACCCUUCUACGCCAAGUUGACCAGGUGACAGAAUCACUAAGUAUCGGAUGUCACGUAGGCCCUAUGAAGAAGGGGCAGAUAUAUUCUGGAGGGUCCUGUUCAGGUUUAUCACAGAUGAUCGGUGCCACAGGUAAAGAUGUAUUAUACAUCGGUGAUCACAUCUACGGAGACAUUCUCAAGUCUAAGAAAGAAAGAGGAUGGAGAACCUUUCUCGUUAUUCCUGAACUCAGGCAUGAAUUGAAAGUAUGGACGGAGAAAAAACACCUGUUUGAGGAAAUUAGUUACCUUGAGGUGGAACUGUCAAGGAUUUACAGAGAUCUUGACAGCAGUUCUCAAGAAAAUCCCAAUAGUCAACACAUUAGGAAUUCCCUGAAGGAAGUUAAAUGUAAAAUGGAUUUAGCAUAUGGUUUCCUGGGAAGCUUAUUCAGAAGUGAUUCACAACAGACUUUCUUUGCUGCUCAAGUGAUGCGAUACGCUGACCUCUACGCAGCAUCAGUCACCAAUCUGCUCUACUACCCAUUUUGCUAUUCAUUCGUUGCACCAAGGAUGUUGAUGUCACAUGAAUCAACAGUGGACCACGAUGACUCCCCACCUGUAGAAGACAACUUUGCAUCAAGGGCACGGACACUGAACCAAAACCAAGACAUGAAAUCCCCAGUUUCCAAAAAAUCUAGGCUGAGUACAAACAUUCCCAACAGCAAAAAUGUUCCGAAUCUAAGAGCUGACACUCCAAAGAAGUUGACUUAUUCCCCUGAUGAUGAUGAUGAUGAUGAUGAUGAUGAUGAUUCUGAUGACAAUUGAGAACUGGGACUAAAAAUCCCCAAAGUUCAUUAAGUGCAAAUCAAAACAAAACAAAAGCUAACCCUUUUUCGAUGUCUUUCCUUUCAAAAUUUGAUCCUUGAUUUCUCUCCAUUGUAUUUUUAAGAUCAUGGCAUCAUUCUAUUUUUACCAUUUCCCAUAGAUUAUUUUCACACAAAGAAUAUUACUGUUUUAUAACAAUAUCUCUAAAUUCUUAAUGUCUUUAGGUAAGUUUAGCAGUGGCAGGGGUCAGUGGAAUUUGGCAGAAAUGGCAGAACACAGGAUAAAAUACCUAUGUUUAGGUAUUUUUAACCUCUAAAUUCAACUCAUAUUGAGGUCAACUUUGCUUUUCACUUUCCUUGGGUCAAUAAAAUAAGUCCUGUAUUUGAUGGUAUAUAAACCACAAUUUUCUUCAAAAAGAAAUCUCAAAAAAUCACCCCUGGGUAUUGUACACAAAGCUGGGCCUAAGUUACAUGGUUUAACCCUUUAGUGUUUAAACCGGCCAUAUCCGGCCAAAAUAUUCUACCUGUUUUAUGUUCAAACUAGUCAGAUAUGGUCAUUCAUAGCUACCUUAUUGUGUCAUUUUGAAAAUAAACAAUCACAUCAUUGAAAUCUCAAAGCCAUGAAAUGAUGCAAGAUUAAUUUUACAUGGUGUGAAUACAUAAGCUUUACAUUUGACAGAAUAAUCUGAAUGCUAAAGGGUUAAUGCAGUAAAGCUGUUUUCUCUUCCUGAAACUGCUCUGUUGAAAUUGGGUUGAGUCUAAUAUGUCCAUGUGUCUUUUAUGCCAUCAAAUAUUGUGGUAAAUCUCUGUUAAAUAUUGGGAUCAAUAUAGUUAAUUGAUAACAUUCUGCUCCAAGACUGUGGCCAUGUGCCCCUCUCAAAAAUCAACAAUAUUUACUGAAAUCUAAGAAGAAAAAAAAAGACACUAUUCCAUUAUGAUGGGUGAGUGGGUGCAUGGGAGUCCUUUCUUAAUUUAAUCUCAUUAACCUGCUGAUUAGGGGUCUAUAGGUAGGUUUUUCUUUCCUUUCACAAAUUUAAUAUUUUACUGUUUGGCAUGUAAUUACUUAAAAACCUCAUGAAUAUUAAUUAAAGUUAGGUCAGCUUAACUGUUAGCAUGCUGUAAAAAAACGUUCAAUGGCCCUUUUCGUUCAUCCCUAUGUCAUGAGUUCAAAUUCCACUGUGGUUGCCUUUGCCUUUGCCUUUCAUCCAUUUGGGGGUCAAUAAAAUAAGUACCAGUUGAACAAGUUUCCCAUUCCCCUGGAAUUCUUGCCUUGUGCCAAAAUCUGAAACCAGUAUUAAUUAAAGCUGACAUUGAGUGGCAGAAUGAAAAAAAAAAAAAUCUGGUGGCGGGGAGGGGGGGGUAAUCAUGUUUUUCUGAAGAA